Carassius auratus (goldfish) is the source of this 4278-nucleotide messenger RNA. RefSeq names its product microtubule associated serine/threonine kinase-like (gene mastl). NCBI's taxonomy places the organism in Eukaryota, Metazoa, Chordata, Actinopteri, Cypriniformes, Cyprinidae. Gene Ontology annotation, molecular function: ATP binding; protein serine/threonine kinase activity. The record is from RefSeq and is a predicted model, not a curated record. The transcript has 13 exons. Bases 538 to 3105 code for a protein of 855 amino acids. Gene Ontology annotation, cellular component: nucleus. Gene Ontology annotation, biological process: intracellular signal transduction; peptidyl-serine phosphorylation.
ACAUCUGCAAAGGAGCCAACGUCUCUGCCUGAUUCGUUUUGCAGACAUUUAACCAUUUAACACAAUUUUUCUAGUGUAAGAAUAAAAUAAAAAGUAAAUCAUUUAUACAUUAAACAUCAGCUCUUAUACAAUCUUUACUAAGCUUUUUUUUUCAGUUUCAGACGUUCGGGGCAUAGGUUCGGGGCGACUAACCACUGCGUUUUAGGGACCCAAUUUAUGACGCGCAUUUCAAAUUUCAAAACAAACGACUCAAACGACUGACUCGCGCUUGUCAACAGAAGAAUUGAGAAUGGACGCAGUGGACUGAACGUCUCAUCCAUACUCAUGCAAAAUGAAUACAUGUAGCGUGUGAAAACGCUUGUGGUGAUUAUGUGUUUGCUUUUUAACAAUGUAAUCACCAUAAAUCGUUUUCGUACUUCCCUGAUUGAAGAUCAUCUGACUGCACGGUGAGACGACAGACCAGUGAUUCAGUCUAAUAGUUAGUGAACUCACGUUAACUUUAGCUGGAUCAAAUUAAUAUCUGAAGAGACUGCAGUUAUGGAAGAUCGUGGGAUCUCAUCCGAAGGCUCAAACAGCGCAGUGAAAGCUCCCUCCAUCGAGGACUUUUCUCUGGUCAAACCCAUCAGCCGAGGAGCCUUCGGGAAGGUUUACCUCGCCAGGAAGAAAUGCAACUCCAAACUCUAUGCAGUCAAGGUGGUGAAGAAAGCAGACAUGAUGGAUAAGAACAUGGCUGAUCAGAUGAGAGCUGAGAGAGAUGCUCUGGCUCUCAGUAAAAGUCCUUUUAUUGUGCACCUGUUUUAUUCUUUACAGACUGCAACUAAAGUCUAUCUGGUAAUGGAGUAUCUGAUUGGUGGAGAUGUAAAAUCACUUCUUCAUAUUUAUGGAUACUUUGAUGAGGACAUGUCUCUGAAAUACAUCUCCGAGGUCGCACUCGCUCUGGAUUACCUUCACAGACACAGGAUUAUUCACAGAGACUUAAAACCAGACAACAUGCUCAUCUCAAACGAGGGUCACAUUAAACUCACUGACUUCGGGCUCUCCAAGGUCAAACUUGACAGGGAACUCAACCUGAUGGACAUUUUAACCACACCUUCUUUGGUGAAGCCUAAGAAAGAUUAUUUCAGGACACCUGGUCAGGUUCUGUCACUGAUAAGCUCUCUUGGCCUCAAUACCCCGGUGACCGAAGGCAAGCGUCACGGCAGCACAGUGUUGGGCAGCCCCAUGUCCUGCGACAAAGUCAAGCAGAGGAAUAGUUCACUGUGUUCACCUUUGCUGAAGAGACGGGCUGAUCAUCUGAAUUCACCAGUAUGCACAACUCGAGCUCUAGGAUCCAACAGUGUGUUUAGUCCUGGCCUGCUGGCUAGGAGUUUGACACCAAGGCUGAUGAAGUCAAGGAAGAGAUUUGAGACUCUGAGUGCUGGGAGUGCACACUCAUGUCUGUUACCAUCCACUACUGACUCUGAAGACUGUGUCAGCCCGAUGUGGGAAGAUGAGCAGAAUUUUCAAGAUGGCGAGAACCUUCCACAGUUAAGCAGAAGAGAAGUGGCCAAUAGAAUGUCAAGAAACAUUCCCUUGACACCGGUGGAAAGAAGGAGGAUGUUUCCAGCUCAAGCUCAAGAUCACAGCACUGUUUUGACUCCACUCAAUAUCCAAGUGGACAACAGCAGAAUUAUUAAACCAGAGAUUUCUACAAAGAGGCUCCAGUUCGGUGCAUCCGACCAUUGUACUACUGCACUGGGUAAAGCUGAUCCCCAUCGAUCAUUUGAUAAGACCGUUCCCAAACCAGAGCCGCCAACAGAGUCCAAAUCCUCAGUAAAGAGAGCUUUUGAUGAAGUAGAGAAAAGCCCAGAACAGGCUGAGAUCCAUUGCAAGAAAAACGACACUGAGUACAAGAGGUCUUACCACAUUCCUGAGGACAACUCAAGGGCCCACACAGGCUUGACAGGAAUUUUCUCUACUGUGGGGUUUGAUGAUGUUAAAAGUGCAUCGAUAUGUCAACAGAUGAGUGAGAGAAUGGGCCCAAAGCAAUCUAGUCCCAUAGCCGUGGCCAAAAAUCUCUUCUGUGAUCUCGAAGAUCAAGGUGAGGAGGCUUUGCCUAAAAGCCCAACCUCACCCGGUGAUGACCGAAAUCUCAGAAGAAGUCUUAGUUUAGAUUCGGACGGCUCAGCCCAUGAGAUAUCAGUGGUUAAACAAGAGUCUUUUUCGUCCUCUUUUGAAGAGCUGGAUGAAAACGAGAUCUCUGUAGUCACACCGGCAGCCCGGCCCACCUUGGCUACACCAAAGCACAGCAGUGCAAAGCAGCAUAGGGGUAAAUAUGAGCGUUCUCUUCUUGACCAUCCUCGUGGGCUGUCUGACAGUAUGGUCAAAUCACCUGGCUUCCUCAAACCCAGGAACAUGGUUGCAUUUAGGAGCUACUGCAGCUCCAUAAACCGCUCUUGCACUUCACAUCUCAGCCUGGCCUCUUUGGAUGCCAUGGAGCUAUCUGCGUCAGCCUCCUUUCACAAUGCCCAGUCUGCAGUGACUCCAGUUCAGAAGAAAAGGCCCAGUCUGAGCAGCUCACUUUACCAGACUCCACAGCAGAUGGUUGUGUCUCACACUCCCUAUAGGACGCCAAAAAGUGUUCGUAGAGGUCCAGAACGUGUGGAAGGGGCUCCUAUCCUGGGAACUCCUGAUUACUUGGCACCGGAACUUUUACUAGGCAAAGCUCAUGUUUCAGGGUCUGUAAGUUGUGAUUUUAUGGUGGAUUGGUGGGCGCUAGGUGUCUGUCUGUUUGAGUUCCUCACAGGAAUCCCACCAUUUAACGAUGAGACCCCUCAGCUGGUGUUCCAGAACAUUCUCAACAGAGAUAUACCGUGGCCAGAUGGAGACGAGGAGUUAACCCAGAACGCAAGAAAUGCCAUAGAGAUUCUGCUCACUAUGGAUACAGCCAAACGUGCUGGCUUUAAAGAGCUCAAGGAACAUCCGUUCUUUGAAGGUGUGGACUGGGAAAACCUUCACCAUCAGACUAUGCCCUUCAUCCCUCAGCCCGAUGAUGAGACAGACACCUCGUACUUUGAGGCGAGAAACACGGCCCAGCAUCUCACUGUAUCAGGCUUCAGUCUGUAACACACACACACAGUGCUCUUGUUUGUCCUUCUGUUUCUCUCUUCUCUCUUCACUCAUGUUGGAAAGUGUCCUGAAAUGCUGCGAGGUGGGAUUUUAACACUUAUCCACAUACAUGCUGCAAUAUUUGUAGAAAGUCUUCCGUUAUGUUUAUUUGGAAAAAGUAAUAUAUUAUGUAACACUAAUGUUUGUACUGAUUUAAGAUUGAAGAUGUUGCUAUUUUUACUCAUGUUUUCUUGAAACAAUGCUUGUCGGAUUGUGAUUUUAACAUGCUAAAUAUUUUAUAUAGUCUACAGCAAGUUUGAUUCUGGACAUGGUCGCUGCUUAAAAAAAAAAAAAAGUACCUUUUUGUCAAUUUAUAAUCAUUUGAUUCAUAUACAACACUGAAAAAUGUGGUUUACAAGACUUGCUUAGGUUUCAGAUGAUUCUAGAAAUGUUUAAUUAAAUAAAAUACAAUUGUUGUAUUAAUAAUCAAGCUUUAUUUCUGACUUAAUUCACUUUGGAUAUUACACAUUAUGUUUUUAUUUUUGUUUGUUUUUUUACCAUGUAAGCAUAAAUGCAUACAUUUCACUACCUGAGGGGUCCUUACUUUCUUACAUGUGUUAAAAGUAAUCAGAAUACAUUAUCUAUUUGCAAUCCAUAUUAUAAACUGUACAAUGUUUGUAUCGGUAAUGGACUACAAUGUGUAAGUAAUCUACUGAUAAUCCAGCACUGAUUAUAUUAAAAUUACAACAGCUAAAAAUACAACUGAUGAUCUAAGUGUUCUCGUAGCAUUAAUAUGGGAAUACAAAUCACUCAGAUUUUUAAAAGCUUUUAAUAAUGCGUAGUCUAACAUAUUGAAUGACAUGGAUCGUGACGAUGAAGAAACAUGGGUUGAUCAUCUGCACUGAAGGCAAAAUUUGAAAUGUUUAAUAGGAACAUACUGUGUUUAGUCUGAACAAAAGCAUUAAAUCAAGAACCUCCUGCUCUACAGAUGAUUCCAAGUAUUACAGACGUGAAUAACAUAUGCAAAUGCUACAUUACAGUAUAGUACAAUUAAAAUAGAACUUGUUCCAAAUUAUAUAUUUUUGCACCUAUCUAAUAUACAAUUAUUAAAGGAAUUAUUAACAUUAUUGACUAAUUUACACAAACCACAAUGAAACAAAAAACUUCAUUUAAAAAAAAAAAAAAACCUAC